AUGGCUUCCAACUUCCAUGUGCAGAAGCCCUAUGUGCUGACGACGUUGCCGAGACCCUUGGACCCGUCCACCGGCCGCUACGUCGUCGGCGAAGUCUACGGGACCACCGAGGGUUCUCGCAAGCGGAAGCGCUCUGAAGUGACGGUCGGCGUUGAUGGCGAAGCGGUUAAUAUCUACGAUGUAUCUUCCGCCAGACUUGUCACGUCGUACCCAAUCCCGCCCCAGUCGUCCUUUACUUGCCCGCCCACCUCUCUCCGCCGUAGGAUACUAGGGAGUAAAGACGUUGCACGCUACACCUACAUCGCGACCAAGGACCCGGCCUUGACCUUGACCCUGUUCAAGGAUAUUGUUGAGUCGUCCGGGAAGACCACCUCUUCAACCAAGACAACGUCCUUGCCUGCAACCUCGCCUGUCGUCUACCUGGCCACUCGCUUGGCCCCAACCCCGAAAGGAGAUGCCCUGUCUCCCACUGGCGGCGGCGAUCUCUUGGUCGUGCGUGAGAGCGGAGAGAUACUUGGCCUCGACAGUGAAUCCCUGCAGCAGAAGUGGAAGACAUCACCCGCCAUUCUGCACCAAGAUCUUGCCUACGAAGCAAAGGCCGAGUUCAAACUUGAGGCUUGCAUAUCCGCACGGGCCUCGGAGGUCAUCGAUGGAAUUUUCAAGGGCAACCGCGAUGCGCUCAGUUCUAUUGCUAGUGAACUGCGAGACAAUGCCGAUCCUGAGCUGCUGCUGGCUGUCUCCAGCAUGCCCUCGGACGGCCAGAGGCUUCGUCACCUGCAUCUGCUCGGCCCAAUCCCACACUCGCAGACCCUGGCGCACUCGUCACGAGGACUCAUCCAGCUACACGUUGUACCGAUUGUGGCUUCCAGCGUGUCACCCGAUUCCAAGUCGCAGUACCGCGUCGAUGUUCGUUCCGGUACUCUCUCCGAGUUGUCCAACGGCACUCUUACUGUCUACGACCUGACUGCAAACAUCCCGAAGGUGCUUUCUCAAAUACAAGUUGACGAUGCUACCUCGUUCGUGCGCCUGUCUAAGAGCUCCGUGCUCACAUCAACCCCGAGCCUCCUGAAUGUCUACAAUCCUCAAUUCCGAUCCAUGCAGAGCUCGGUCACCAUUGACCCCGAUAGCCAGACCGAGACAGACAGUCCCAAGUCUCCUGGAUGUGCUCUCGUUGGAUACUUUUCACGACUGCAACUGGCCAUUGGCAUAUCUGAAUCUAGUCUGCUAGCUAUUCAACUCGAGGCACCAAAGUCCCGAACCAACAAACGCCGAGCUGAAGGGUUGCUCAUCGACUCCAUAGGCCGCGGUAUCCCCGAGACCAAGCGUGCAGCAACUGAGUCAAAGAAACGUGCCGCAGCAUUCUCGACAUUCUCGACCUAUCUGCCUGGGUCCAUGCUUGGUGACUACUUGGAGGCCUGGACCGAGGAUGUCCAACGGGCUGAUACUCUACUCGAAUCCGAUUCCAUUGAAAAGUUUGAAGCACUCCUUGCUGAGAAGUUUGGACUCUCAGUUCGGGCUGCAAAACUUACAAAUGGAGUCAAGCAUACUGAGAAGACUGCCGACCAGCCUCUAUCGCUGCCUGAAUGGGAAUGGCCCGAGGACAGGUCCGCUUAUCCUCGCGUGGACAGGCGAUGGAUUAUAUACAGUAUCAGCAGAGCAUUCCAGUGGAACACUGACAACGCUGGGGAUAGCACCAUCCCUCGUCUGGUGUGCUCGCUUCCUUUUACCAAUGUUGUAUCAUAUUUGGCAGACGCAGGACAUUUGACAGUCUCAAACGUCAAGUCCGCUCUGCGAGAGCAGCUUAGCGGUGUUGAUAAUGUUGACUAUGUCGUAGCUGACGAGCUCAUCACUCGACUUGCUGAGCUUGACCCUACUUUGGAGCUUCUGACUUGCUACAUUUCGGGAACCACGCUGGGUUCUGUCGAGCUGGUCACUGCAGUGCGUACAAUUAUGCGCAGCCUGGAAUUGGUCCAAGAUCCGACCCAGCCGCCUCCAAAGAUGCUCACCAGCACGGCUGCGGAAGGAACAGAGAAUGGCGAUAUUGGCAUGGAAUUAGAUCACCUGGAGGAGGAGGUGUUCAAGGCCGAGUCUAUCCUGAAUGGCAACAUGGGCGUCCGCGGCAGUGGCCUGAGUGUUGCUUUCGCCAAACUCGGCAACUGCCCAGCAACGUCAAUGAUCAAGGCGCUACGCACAACACUCAAGCCCGAGGAGAUACUUUCUCUGGUCUAUCUUCUACGUGUCGAACUGGUGAAGGGAGCUUGGACGUCGCGAUACUUGGACACUACGGACUUUGAGGAGGAUGCCGAACUUGACGCACCCCCGGAUGGCAUCAUCAAGCUCCUUGCAGACCUUUUGAGCCGCUGUGUAGACUCGAUAGGUCCUGGCGGCUGGUUGCUCAACGAUGCACUUCUGGCCGGCGACGACUCGGGCGACUUCAUUGCGUCACUCAAGCUUGAAGUGAGUGCCGCGCUGGAGGGCUUGGAGGAAGCCGUCUACCUCAAGGGCGUCGUCAGCGAGGCCGUGAGAUAUUGCGAGGCCGCCCAGAAGGCUGAAAUCAAGCAGAGAUUCGAUCUGGCGAAGCCGAUUUCCCUGCAAGUCAAGGAGCUAGGCUCCGAGGCGCUGCCGCUGGGCUUGAAGAUCAAGGGCAAGAUUGAGAAGACCAAGGUGGUGUCAGGCGGAGAGAUCGUGCAGCGGUCGACGAGAGAAAAGGGCCAUCUCCGCAGUCAGCAGGUGGGUCCUUACUCGUUGGAGAGAAUUGCCAUAUAG
Molecule: messenger RNA, 2766 nt
Organism: Neoarthrinium moseri
Lineage: Eukaryota; Fungi; Ascomycota; Sordariomycetes; Amphisphaeriales; Apiosporaceae
Exons: 2
Coding region: 1-2766 (921 amino acids)
Source: RefSeq, a predicted model, not a curated record